Messenger RNA from Lithohypha guttulata, 786 nucleotides. RefSeq lists its product as uncharacterized. The transcript has 2 exons. Gene Ontology annotation, biological process: chromatin remodeling. NCBI's taxonomy places the organism in Eukaryota, Fungi, Ascomycota, Eurotiomycetes, Chaetothyriales, Trichomeriaceae. The coding region runs from base 1 to 786 and encodes 261 amino acids. Gene Ontology annotation, cellular component: Ino80 complex. The record is from RefSeq and is a predicted model, not a curated record.
AUGGCUCCCACGCCUAUGGUAAAUGGUCGCACAGAUAAAUCAUCCAAGAAACAAAGCAAGAUAGUUGUUCUUGCUGUCCCUCCAUCAAUAUUGAAGAGAUUCGUUCCCAAGAAACAGUCUCCUCCAACUCCAUCACCACCACCAGCACCAAUGGUCGCUGAGGUACCUCAUUUGGAGCCCAUGGCAUCGCAAGAGAACAACUCAGAAUCGAACUCGACGCCUGCCCCAGCCCAUGACAUGUUGACACUUAAUGGUACGACAAAACAAAAGGGCUCCGCCACAAAUGGCGUGAAAAGGUCGACUCCCAUGCCAGACAGCAUGCAGAAACCAAGGGGCAAGCCAGGUCCGAAAAAGAAACCAAGACUAGAAGACGGCACCAUAGAUCAUAGUGUCAAACCGGCCGCAACUACCACCGCCAACCACAAACUCGGUCCCAAGGCAAAUACUGGCUUUAUCAACGCCAAUCUACGUGCACUUGACAGGUCGGGGACUCCCUGCCGACGAUGGGAGAAGAAAGGAUUCACAUUGAAAAGCUUUACUGGCCAUGCUUGGGAAUUACCAAGCUGGAAAGGUUCCGACAAGUCGGCAUUUGCCGACAGGGCUUCGGAUUCGUCCACAAAAGACAUUUCCAUGAGCAGCGAUCAAAAGCAUAGCGAAAGCGACACCGCUGCUGGCAGCAAUGCCGGCGACCGUACUGAAAAGAUGGAUAUCACAACGCCUACUCCUAGCUCACCACCAACGAUGCUGCCUCGAACUGCACACGAACCUAUACUUACGCGGACCUAA